Pichia kudriavzevii is the source of this 1038-nucleotide messenger RNA. RefSeq lists its product as uncharacterized. Bases 1 to 1038 code for a protein of 345 amino acids. The record is from RefSeq and is a predicted model, not a curated record. NCBI's taxonomy places the organism in Eukaryota, Fungi, Ascomycota, Pichiomycetes, Pichiales, Pichiaceae. The transcript has a single exon.
AUGGAAGAUCCACUUGUGCCAUUAGAGAAAGAUACAAUUAGGGUGGUGAUUACACCUCAAGAACAUAGUGAGAACAACUCUUCCUGGGUGUACACAUCCAAAGAACUAAUACAUCCAGUUAGCCAGGAGAGGAAUACCUUUGUUAUUGCACGCGAUGGGUGCAACCCAAUAACAGAGCUCUAUGCAAUGGACAAGAUAAACUGGAGAAAUCAAACUAUAAAGAACAACUCCUCUACACCAGACGGGAAGCCCUAUUCAUGUUUGUUUAUAACAUAUCCUCUGUCUACGGCAACUUCCGUACCGGCAACAGUCUUGGGCAAGCAUCCUGAUAUCUAUGUCAUGUCCUCAUUUAGUCCGUUGUUCUUCCUAAUUGCAUAUUUUAAGUCAGCAAUGGUUAAGGCUCAAAAUGAUGGGGAGAAUAAACGGUUACUAUCGUAUGAAGAUUUAAUAGAGAAUAUUUGCAACGACGAUGAGACUAUUAGCAUGUUUGUGAAUGAAUUCCAAAUGGACUUACGUCCUUAUUUAGAAUGUAUAUGCGAAUUGGUGUCUCUUCCCUCAAUGGAUUCGGAUGACGAGUCAACUGAUCCAUUUUACAAACCAUCACUAGAUAAAAUUCUUAAUAUUAUCGAUGAAAGAAUCAACUCCUUGGUUCAUCUUUUCCAGACAGAGAACGGUAUCGCAUCCCUGAAAUGGAGAAUGGAUACGAUGUAUCCAAAACGAUUAACUGAUGAAUUGCGAUCAUUGCUUUGGAAGAGACAAGCCAUUUCAAUCAUGUCUCUAUUUGUUGAUGAAUGGUACAUUAAUGAGGCCUGCAAGAAAUUUAACUAUAAGUUUACAGAACUUGAUCAGUUUAUUUCGGCUUCUAAAGUGGAUCAACAGGCCCAACAGGCUAUGGAUGAAAGUUUGGAAAUGAUGCACGAAGGAAUGAUAAAAUCUAAUAACAAACGUUUUAAACCAACACCUAAGAAAAUCAACACAACAGAGAAGAAGAAAACAGGUGCACUGGAUAUGUUCUUCAAACGGAAGGAGAGUAAUUAA